CUUUCGAAAUAUCCCAUGUAUCAUAUUUUAUUUGUGAAGUGAACGUAACCUCAAAUAUUUGAAAUAAUGUUUUCCAAAAACAUUUUUCUAAGACCAUCAGGUUUUAUUCGGUUUCUAUCAACUAAACGAAAAUAUCCCAUAAACCUGGAGGACGAAAAGAAAUUGCCAAUUUUUGAGUAUGGAGAAAGCAAACCUUCGUACAAUCGAAUCUUCGUAUGGGGAUGUUACUUGACCGGAGCUCUUGGUACGCUUUCAAAGAAUCACGAUCUGAAAAAGAAAACUUCUCAACGUUCCCCUAAACGCUUAACCUUUGCCGAAAUGCAUAACGUGACCAGUAUUGGAUGCGGAUAUGGAUUUACCCUUUUUGGUGUGGAUUCAUCAAAUACGAAGCUGUACGGGACUGGCUUAAAUACGGACUCACAGAUAGGAUAUCACACAAUUAGACGGAAUAAACCUUUAGAAAUACUGUUCAGACCUCAACCGAUUAUAUUGCCAUUUAAAUCGCCAGAUAAAGCUAAAGUGCUCAAAGUUAAAGGCGGAAGAGCUCACUCUGUUAUAUUAACUAAUGAAGGUAUCUUCCUUUUAGGUAAUAACUCAUACGGGCAGUGCGCGAGGAGGGUCAUACAGGAUGAAAAUUACAGCUUAACAACAUUCAUUAAUCAUAUUUCGUCAGUUGACGAUAAAGUUAUAAGUGAUAUACAGUGUGGACAAGAUCAUACCUUAAUUUUAACCAAAGAUGGUUGUGUAUACUCAUGCGGAUGGGGUGCUGAUGGACAAACGGGUUUAGGCCACUUCAACUCGGUUUCGCAAUUGACAAAGGUAAACGGUGACAUUGAAUCAGAGAAAAUAGUGAAAAUAGCCACAUCGGCUGAUUUUAAUCUAGCCUUAAAUGAUAAGGGGAACGUGUUCGGUUGGGGAAAUACAGAGUAUGCUCAAUUAACAACCACAGAUGGAAAUCAGCAAGUUUGCCAUCCCACCUUUAUCAAAAUGUGUACAAAAAUUGGAAAUGUACGAGACAUUGCGACCGGUGGCACAUUUUGUGCGGUUGUCACUGAGGAAGGUAAUGUGUACGUCUGGGGUUACGGGCUUCUAGGGGUGGGCCCUUCAGUGCAAUCGUCAAAAGUCCCCCUUCAAAUCCCCGCGACUCUUUUUGGUGUCAAUGACUUUCAACCGGACACCUGUGUAAACUCAGUAUAUUGUGGAAUUAAUCAUUUGUGUGCGGUCACAAAUUAUCACGAUCUGUAUGCAUGGGGGCGAAACAAACAUAAUUGUCUCGGUUUGGGGAUUAAAAACGAUCAACAUUUCCCUCUUAAAGUAGCUGUAAGUGGAUACGUUAAAGACGUUGCUUGUGGCAUCGAUCAUUCUGUUGCACUAUGUAAGCCAUUCGUGUAAAUAAACUGGAAAUUUAUUACAAAUUCAUGGCAAAAUAAAAUAACUAUAAAUUAGAUAUUGCAUAACAAACAAUAGUUUACCAUAUCUUAUUAAUUAUAGAACAAGAAUCCCACGGUGUAUGUGUACUGAAAUAUACACAUGCAAUGUCGAUACGUUAAUGUUCUUUGGAUACCAUAUGUCGCAUUAAAUUGUUAAUAAAUUUAUCCAUCUUCUUAACGUCCUGAGCGACUUCAGUUUUAAAUUGAAAGCACUGUAAAUUCACGUUAUAAAUAAGAUUGAAAAUAAAGACCCAAAUUACUA
Molecule: messenger RNA, 1692 nt
Organism: Photinus pyralis (common eastern firefly)
Lineage: Eukaryota; Metazoa; Arthropoda; Insecta; Coleoptera; Lampyridae
Product: RCC1-like G exchanging factor-like protein
Exons: 1
Coding region: 67-1392 (441 amino acids)
Source: RefSeq, a predicted model, not a curated record